AUGAUUUUGCCACUAUAUGAAGACGCUUCAACUGGACUAAAAACCGUCACAAACUUUCUUCGUUUGAAUGGACUCGCUAAUAUAUACGACAGAAAACAACCGAUUGUAAUUAUCGCUAUUCAUGGAUGGCAACCAAAACUACUUCAAAAUUUUGUCAAAUUAGAUUCGCAUAAAUUUUGCGUGAGAAUGGCUCAAGCGAUCCGUCUAAAACUGAAUUUAGGUCCCAAUGAAGGCGAUAUUACGAGUAUUUCGUUGAACGGAUACGGAAUGAUUUUAAACCGACGAGAUGAUUUCUUGAAACAAAUACAAGGGAACAAGACGAAAUGCGAUAAAAUCAAGAAUGCUAAAAUUUUGUUUAUGGUUGGGCAUUCGCAAGGUGUUCCUGUUAGUGUUCUUUUAAUGGAUAAAUUGAUUGAAGUCGGAUUAGUCAAUCCUGAUCAUCAACAGAUUUGUGCUUGUUUGAUGGCGGGAAUUUCGCAAGGACCUGUUAAGAGAUUUGAUGUUGCAGAGAGACUUGCUCAAAUCCUCGAUGAUGACCAGUCAGCGGAAAUGUUUGCCUUACAAAGGUCUUCGUCGCCAAUAUCGCGGGCAUAUCGUGACGCUGCAUCCCACAUUCUGAAACGUGGAGUCAAGGUUUUAUAUUUGGCUUGUGGAAAUGAUGAAGCAGUUCCGCUUCAUUCGUCAUUAUACUCAAACAUGUAUCAUCCCUCGAUUAAUCGUGGGAUAUAUGUCGCCGGUUAUGUAUACAAACAAAAAAAAUUUGUGGCAGAUCUAGUAAGAAUUCUUCUCCGAAUUCGAAACAACAACCAUUCCGAUCAUGGUCUAUUGGUUCUCUUGAGUGAAGCUCUAAUUGGAUACCUAUGUGAUAAAGGACACUCAGAUUUGCACGAUGAACCCGAAACCUAUCAAUACGCAGUCGACCAUUUAUACCAUUCAAAAGAAUACAAAGGUAUCGACGUAAAAUUCACUGAAUUUGAUUACACGUUACCCGAAAAACCACGUAACAUCUACAUGGCAUGGGCAAUGCGCGGUCUAUUAUCCGACGAAAAGACAAUCAUUUCUGAGAAACUUAUCCCCGAUUUCAAAAACUUGCGAGAAAGCUUUAAAACUUGGUCGCCUCAUCCGCUUGAUUUGACUGCUAUUGAAUUAAAGUGUGACUUACAGCCAUUUGGAGAUGACACGGAGGAACAGUAUAUUAACGUGUAUCAGAAUUUUCUGACGGGAUAA
Messenger RNA from Ambispora gerdemannii, 1227 nucleotides. The record is from the annotation of a GenBank genome assembly. NCBI's taxonomy places the organism in Eukaryota, Fungi, Glomeromycota, Glomeromycetes, Archaeosporales, Ambisporaceae.